AUGUCGGAGAGGAGCGACAGCCUGAAUGCCCUGGUUUGCGAUAUAUGUGGCCUGGCAUAUACACUGCCAGAGGAUGGGGUUGCUGGAAACCUCCCACAUAUGCUGCUGUGUGGCCACAUCUUCUGCACCACCUGUCUGCGUUCACUGGAGUGCAAGAAAGUCAUUGUGUGCCCUGACUGCAAGGUUGGCUCCACGCUUUCGGAGGAUGGAGUGGAGGGUCUGCAGGUGGACAGCAGAAUCGUUGGGCUCAUUUAUACUGCCAAAAUGAACAUGAGAAAGAACCGUGGCGGCGAGAGGCCCAGGAACCGUAGGCCCAAGUCGCCCGACCCUCCCCUGAAGGAGAGCACAGAGCCGGACUCUCACCCAGAAAACGCCCUGACCAAUGCGCUGUGUCAGGCCGAAGAGAACCUGUCCCAGCUGGAGAGCAUUCACCAGACUCUGGUCAAAGGCCUAGCGGUCCAGGCAAAGAAGGAGAGGUCCCGCCUGCUGAAGGAGAUCGAUGAUGCGGUGGACAGAGCAUCAGGCAUGCUGCACAGAAGAAAGGGUGCUCUGGUGGCGGAGCUGACCCACAUGGAGCAGCUCUUCCCCAGCAGCAGGCUGGAGCUGAACAGGGUGGAGGAGAGGAGGAAGGCCCUGCAGACAGCCAUCCAGAAGGCCAGGCAGGUCCAGCACUGUCCCUCUCUGGGAGAGUACUGCAACCUGGAGGAGUUGGUGGAGAUGCUGCAGUCCCCUGUAGAUGUGCAGUCCUAUGACCUGGGCUGUCUGUCUCUGGGCUCCGGGCUGAGCGUCAGUGUCCAUGGUGAUGGGUUGACACAGAGCCUGAAAGCUAGCAUCCAAAUAACAGUCGGCAGCCCCAAGGUUCUCACUGGAGAUGAGCCUGUGGCCACGGGGCCGCCCCAGCCAGGCCCGGAGAGGAAGGUCUGGAGGAGCAGCCUUUCUCCUCAGGACAAGAGAUCCAGCAGACACAGCCCCGGCGCCACGGAGCCCAGCCCCCCACGGCGGGAGCAGGCGAGCCAGAGGAUCGGGCCUGCCCAGGCCUCGUCUCCCUGGCCCUCCCCUGACAGCCCCAACGUCCUCAUCGAGGAGAUCGUGCAGGAGGGCGAGCCAGUGAAGGCUGCAAGCGGAAGGCAGAUGAAGAAGAGCAGGAAGUCAGCGUUGAACAUUCCUCCGGGUGGUCAGGGAAAAGUUUUUCAGGAGUGGGUGUUCGUGACGCACGUGGUCAACCCCAACCACUUCUACAUUCGCCAUGUGGCGGAGAACAGGGCGGGCGCCCUGCUGUCCAAAAAGAUCAACGGCCUGUGCUCUGGAGAGAGGGGCCUCUUCGCCCCCGGCGAUGUGGUGGAGACAGGCUCCAUGAUGUUCAUGCGGUGGAAGGAGGGCAUGUGGUCCAGGGUGCUGGUGAGGGAGGUGUUCCAGAGAGGCCGGGACGAGCCCGUGCCCUGCAGCCCUGUGUCAGAGCUGGCCAGACUGCAGGUCUUCUUCCAGGACUACGGCUUCACCAGAGUCAUCUCUCUCACUGAUGGGGGAGCGUCUGCGGCGGACAGUCUGAAUGAGUGUGUGAGGCGCGUAGACCUGGCGGUGCAGGCAGAGAUGAAUCGCUGGCCGCCCCAGGCCGUCCGCUGUUCGCUCAAAGACAUCGUGCCCGCAGACCUGGAGGCGGGCUGGAGCUCGGAGGCGCAGGCGGAGUUUCAGCGCGUGGUCGGCUGCAAGGCCGUGGAGAUGCAGGUGUUCGGGGUGGAGCGGGACUCCCUGCUGGUGGACCUGAAAAAGGCGCCCAUGGACAAGAGCGUCAGCGACAUGCCCCUCUCCCUGCGGGACUACCUGGUCUUCCUGGAGCUGGCCAUGUUUUACUCCCCGAUUGCUAAGCCGUCCCCCAGCAGCCGCCGGCCUCUGCACUUCUACCCCCCCGCGUACCCCAGGCUCAUGGUGGAGCUGGACGCUGUCGUGUGUCACGUCAACUCCCCCUCCGACUUCUACAUUCAGCUGGUGGACAGCAUGGAGUUCCUGCUGCUGAACGCGAAGCUGCAGGAGUGCUACUCGGCGGAUGGGCUGGAGGUGUUCUGCCCCACCCUGGAGCAGGCCUGCGUGGCGCUGUUUGAGGACAAGGGCUGGUACCGGGCCCAGGUCAUUGGUCUCCCUGGUAACAGGAUGGUGGAGGUCAGGUACGUGGACUUCGGCAACAAGAAGACCCUCAGCGUGAAAGACAUCCGCAAGUUAAAGGACGAGUUCCUCGUUCUCCCCGCGAUGGCGAUCCAGUGCUGCCUUGCGGACCUGGAGCCCCCGGGGAACGCGGAGUCGUGGAGCGAGGAGUGCAAGGAGAGAUUCCGCAAUCUGGCGGAACAGAAGCUGAUGUCUACCAUGGCAACAGAGAGAGUCCCAUGGCACCAGCCCAUGCCAGUCCGGCUGCUUGAGGUCAACAGCAGCAAUGACCAGUCCACAGACAUUGCAGAGCUACUGGUGAAGGAAGAGCUGGCCAGCUUUAGAAAAGGCAUGAAACCCCAGGCCCCGACAGUGGAGACAGACAUCUGGGACCCCCCCUUCGAGGGUCUGGUGGAGGGGGGAGGUCCAGAGCUCGACCUGCCCUCUGAGGACGGGGACACCCUGGACCUCCAGCCCAACCUCCAGCUGCCCAAAAACCUGAAGGAUCUGAGGGUGCGGGUGACCCACGUCGCCUCCCCAGGGAGCUUCUUCGUCCAGCUGCUGCAGAUGGACAACCACCUGAAAAAGGUGUAUGAGAUGCUGAAGGAUGAGUAUGCCAGGUCAGAGCCUCUGCCAGUGGACUGGAAGGCAGAAAUGCACUGCGCUGUGUACGUCAGCGGGGUGUGGGAGAGGGGACAGGUGUGCUCGGUGUCCUCCAGCAGCAUCGCAGAGGUCGUGCGCUGCGACUUUGGCAACAAAGUGAAGCUCCACAUCAGCAACCUCAGACCGCUGCGGCCAGACCUGAUUGGUUGCUUGGCGCUGGAGUGUUCCCUCAGUGACAUCAGACCUGCUGGGGGUCUCACCACCUGGACGGCCACAGCAUGCGACUUCAUCUCCUACUACAUGAGGGGUGCCAUGGCAAUCAUGACCAUCAAGGAGAACACGGCCGAGCGCCCCGUGCCCGUGGCUCUGUACUGCUCCAACAUGGCGGGGCAGGAUGUGAGCAUUGCAGACUUCCUGGUCAGCGAGGGCCUGGCUCUGAAGGAGAGGAAGCCCAAAGGGCCCCUCCCCGCUCCCCGCUGCGCCGCCCCGCCCGAGGCGGUGCAGACCCGCCCCUACGCCCCGCCCGAGCUGCCGCACUGCGGCCUCAGGCAGAUGACCGUCACCGCCGUCGGGGACGACGGGGUCAUCUACGCCAUGACGCGGCACGCAGAGCACCAGUUUGAGAAGCUGAAGGACAGACUGCAGCAGCACAUCAGGUCCCUGCCCAGGCAGAAGCCCUGCAGCUGGAAGAACGUGCUGGGCUGCGCGGUCAUGGGCUCCGACAUGCUCUGGUACAGAGGGGAGGUGCUGGAGCUCAUCGGGGGUCACGUCAAGGUGCGCUAUGUGGACCAGGGUCUGGUGGAGAAUAUUCCGGCGUGUCACGUUUACCCCACGGUGCUGUGUGAGGAUGUGCCCCAGCUGUGUAUCCCCUGCCGGCUGCACGGGGUCAUUCCUGUGGGCGGGGAGUGGCAGUGGGACGCUGUGGCUUUGCUCAGGGAGCUACUUCACAACCGAAGUGUCAACCUGCAGAUCAUGGAACUGCCCUCUGACCCCCUGGGGAACAUGACCGUGCAGGUCCUGCUGGACGGCAUGACCCUCAGCAGGAUCAUGGUGCAUCACCAGCACGCGACCUUCGACCCCGCCGCGUCCGCUCAGGAGGAAUAUGUGGUGACGUCAUCGGUUACAGAAUUAGACGACUGGGAGCUCAACAUCAAGGGUUUGGAGGACCCAGGGCCUGUCCUUGGAGUCUACACCUACCCUAGACUGCCUGACAAAGGAGAGCACUUCCCGGUCCAAAUCAAACACCUCCGCACUCCCAAUGAGGUGUUCCUGUGCCCCUUAACUGAGGAUGGAGAUGAGAGCGAAGAUGGGGAGAGUCUGGAAGAAGCUCUGAAGCAAGUGAAUGCAGAUGUGGACAGGCUGCCAUUGCUCACUGACUUCCCUAUAGAGGGCCCCUGCCUGGCGGAGUACAGUGAUGGGAAAUACUACAGGGCCAAGCUGCUGGGGUUCGAAGGCUUCAACCCCGUCAGAUUCCUGGUGAGACACGUGGACUUCGGCUCCGACGACACCCUUUCCAUGCAGAGGCUGCGGCAGAUCCCCCUGCAGCUCCUCGGCUUCCCCUGCCAGGCCAUCAAGGUGCGGGUGGCGGGGUUUAAGCCCCCCCGGCUGAACCUGGAGAAGGAGCGCGUCUCGUACCGGCCCGAGUGGAGCAUGAAGGCGGCGCUGGAGAUGAUCGACCUGCUGCACGGCUGCGUCACCGCCUCCGUCAUGUCCACAGAGCCAGAGAAAGUCGUGUUUCUCUAUGAUGAAAAGGGAGUGCUGGUGCACCUGCCGCUGGUGGAGAAAGGCCUGGCUGACUUGGAGUGA
This is a messenger RNA of Megalops cyprinoides (Indo-Pacific tarpon), 4548 nucleotides long. RefSeq names its product ring finger protein 17 (gene rnf17). The record is from RefSeq and is a predicted model, not a curated record. Lineage: Eukaryota; Metazoa; Chordata; Actinopteri; Elopiformes; Megalopidae. Bases 1 to 4548 code for a protein of 1515 amino acids. The transcript is spliced from 36 exons.